UUCCGACUUCCCUUCCCGCCCGGGCCGGCUCCCUCCUCCCGGACACCCGCGGCCCCCCAGGAGGGGCUGCCCCUCCCUGGGGUGACCAUGGCCGACCGGGCGGCCGCCGAGCGGGCUUGCAAAGACCCCAACCCCAUCAUCGACGGCCGCAAGGCCAACGUGAACCUGGCAUAUCUGGGCGCCAAGCCUCGCAGCCUGCACACGGGGUUUGCUGUUGGUGUGCAGCAGCUACAACCCACCUUGAUCCAGCGGACCUACGGGCUGACGCCCCACUAUGUCUACCCAUCAGCCAUCCUGCAGCCCAGCAUGGUGAUCCCGGCCACCCCGGUCCCGUCCCUGUCCUCGCCCUACCUCGAGUACACGCCCGCGCACCCAGCCUACGCCCCGUACCCACCAGCCGCCUAUGACCAGUGCCCGUACGCCGCCUCACCGGCCUCGGCCUCCAGCCUCGUGGGCUACAGCUACCCCGCCACGAUGCCCCCCUCACUUUCGGCCGCCGCCCCGGCCGCCGCGGCCUUCCUGCAGUACCAGGCGCCCCAGCUGCAGCCCGACCGGAUGCAGUGACGCGCCCGUGGGGCACCCGCCCGGGGGCUGGACGACCCCCCCCACCCCCGCCAGCCAUGCCGGGGGUGCGCACCCCGCCCUCGUGGGGACUUUGAGACUUGUGUUCUGUCGCUGGGCGGCGGUGGCCGAGCCCGGGGGGCACCCGGGCCCCAAGGCGGGUGAGGCCCCAGUCGGGAUGCAGCAGCCUUCAGGGGUACAGGAUGGAACCCCCUCCCGUGUCCUGUGAUCUGCAGCCAGGACGCUGUGUACCCCGCGGGGGGGGGGCACAUCGUCCCCCACGGGGCUCCACGCCGAUGCCGACACGGCGCGGACUCCUGGCCGAGCAGCUGCGCCCGCACACCUACCUCAGGGAGCCGCGUGCUGCCGCGCUGCCCUGCCGCUCCGGCCGCCUGCCCGCCAGGCCGGGAGCAAGGUAGCUGUGGCCAUUCCCGUAUUUUAUUAGACCGGCAGGGGAUAACAAUAAAGCUCGUUUUCUUCA
Molecule: messenger RNA, 1042 nt
Organism: Dipodomys ordii (Ord's kangaroo rat)
Lineage: Eukaryota; Metazoa; Chordata; Mammalia; Rodentia; Heteromyidae
Gene: Rbm38
Product: RNA binding motif protein 38
Exons: 4
Coding region: 88-564 (158 amino acids)
Source: RefSeq, a predicted model, not a curated record